Messenger RNA from Ostrea edulis (European flat oyster), 2014 nucleotides. Its product is annotated as tubulin alpha chain, testis-specific. Bases 591 to 1949 code for a protein of 452 amino acids. The record is from RefSeq and is a predicted model, not a curated record. Gene Ontology annotation, cellular component: cytoplasm; microtubule. NCBI's taxonomy places the organism in Eukaryota, Metazoa, Mollusca, Bivalvia, Ostreida, Ostreidae. The transcript is spliced from 5 exons. Gene Ontology annotation, biological process: microtubule cytoskeleton organization; mitotic cell cycle. Gene Ontology annotation, molecular function: structural constituent of cytoskeleton; GTP binding.
UUUGAAUUUGUGUGAGACACGUUGCACAUCUCAGCACAAAGUUUAUCAUCCCGAAGUGAAGUUAAUUUGAAGUUCUGUGAAAAUGGUAUGUAUAAAGUAUAAUUUGUAAAUGAUAGAAAGACCUAAGAAUGUAUGCACUAUAUUUGUUCAUUCUAUUAAGCGCAUUAAGUAGCUUUUCGUACGAAGAUAUAGAUGCCCUCUCGUAAACAUAGUAUACAGUGCUAUUUUUAGGCAAUCAACAUGUGGUAUGUCUGUUAAUCAUGACAGAGUACAUUAUCUAUUACGCACUUGUACCAUCUAGAAAAAUCUUUAUUACGCACGACAAAAUUUUUUAAGCUGUGCAUAUAUGUAUGCGCACAGCAUAAGAGAGAAUUGAUUUGAAAGAAGAGAAAUUUUGAAUUUGAAAUUUUUAGAUUCACAUUAUAAACUGUUUUAGUAGAAAAUUGCAAUGAAAAAGUAUGCAAAGUUCAACUCGUGAUUUACACACGUUGGCAGUCUCACGUGUUUCCGACUGGAGACCUAAAUAUUUUAAUAGUAUUUGUUGAUUUCAGUGGCGGAUCAAAUCAAAUAAUCCUUAUUUAGAGUCAGACAUGCGUGAAUGUAUAUCCAUCCAUGUUGGACAAGCUGGUGUCCAGAUAGGAAAUGCUUGUUGGGAGUUGUACUGCCUGGAACAUGGCAUUCAGCCAGAUGGACAGAUGCCAAGUGACAAGACCAUUGGGGGUGGAGAUGACUCCUUCAACACCUUCUUCAGUGAGACUGGUGCUGGCAAACAUGUACCAAGGGCAGUUUUUGUUGACCUGGAGCCAACUGUUGUUGAUGAAGUCCGCACUGGUACAUAUCGUCAACUUUUCCACCCCGAGCAGCUGAUCACUGGAAAGGAGGAUGCUGCCAACAACUAUGCCAGAGGUCACUACACUAUCGGAAAAGAAAUCGUUGACUUGGUUUUGGAUCGUAUCAGAAAAUUGUCAGACCAGUGCACUGGAUUACAAGGUUUCCUGAUAUUCCAUAGCUUUGGAGGAGGAACUGGGUCAGGAUUUGCUUCCUUGCUUAUGGAGCGACUGUCUGUAGAUUAUGGAAAGAAAUCCAAACUGGAAUUUGCCAUAUAUCCAGCUCCUCAGGUAUCUACAGCAGUAGUUGAACCUUACAAUUCCAUUCUUACCACCCAUACUACUCUGGAGCAUUCGGACUGUGCUUUCAUGGUUGACAACGAGGCAAUCUACGAUAUCUGUCGCAGAAACCUGGACAUCGAAAGGCCCACUUACACCAACCUGAACCGCCUGAUUGGUCAGAUUGUUAGCUCUAUUACAGCCUCACUUCGAUUUGAUGGAGCCCUGAAUGUGGACUUGACAGAAUUCCAGACCAACCUGGUGCCCUAUCCACGCAUUCACUUCCCACUUGUUACUUAUGCUCCAGUUAUUUCAGCUGAGAAAGCCUACCAUGAGCAGUUGUCAGUGGCAGAAAUCACCAAUGCCUGCUUCGAACCAGCAAACCAGAUGGUAAAGUGUGAUCCCAGACAUGGCAAGUACAUGGCCUGUUGUAUGUUGUACAGAGGAGAUGUAGUUCCAAAGGAUGUCAAUGCUGCCAUUGCCACCAUCAAAACCAAGAGAACCAUCCAGUUUGUGGACUGGUGUCCCACUGGAUUUAAAGUUGGCAUCAACUAUCAGCCACCCACUGCUGUUCCUGGAGGAGACCUGGCAAAGGUUCAGAGAGCUGUCUGCAUGUUGAGCAAUACCACUGCCAUUGCUGAGGCUUGGGCUAGACUAGAUCACAAGUUUGACUUGAUGUAUGCCAAGCGUGCCUUUGUUCACUGGUACGUGGGUGAGGGGAUGGAAGAGGGCGAGUUCUCUGAGGCCCGUGAAGAUCUGGCUGCUCUGGAAAAGGAUUAUGAAGAAGUUGGUUUGGACUCUGUUGAGGGAGAGGGUGAGGAGGAAGGUGGAGAUGAAUAUUAAGAACUUUAUAAGCAGUUGGCAUGGGAUUGUCCUGUUAAUUAUUGUUAAUAAAUUGUUUGGCUGAU